This is a messenger RNA of Stegodyphus dumicola, 1514 nucleotides long. Its product is annotated as leucine-rich repeat-containing protein 42-like. Lineage: Eukaryota; Metazoa; Arthropoda; Arachnida; Araneae; Eresidae. The record is from RefSeq and is a predicted model, not a curated record.
UCAAAUUUUGGGUUUACUUAAUUCCAUGGUGUGGGUUUAUAAUCAACAUAGCGUGGAUAUUUUGUGCGUUCUUUCGAUUUUAUCAAAUUUCAGAUUUGGUUUAAAAGAAAAUUUUAAAAUGGGUAAUAUACCCUAAAAAUAAAGGUGGAGGAACAAGAAAUAAAUACAGAGAAUGUAUGAUGAAAAUAAUGAUUUGUUUCUGGUAAACAUUUAAGAACGUAGACGUAAACAAAACAUCCGUUUUAUGACGUAAUAUGGAAAAGGCGCGCAGAUGAAACUGCUCUAGCAAAGAAUUCUUUGGCUCUAGCACAUUCGAAGGGCGAUCCAAUAAAUAUUAGUUUGGUGUCAAUUCGCUGUUGAGCUAUUCAGCAAAGAUUUUGAUAUGCAUUUCUCUUGGAAUAAUGUAAAUGACGAUGGACUUUUCGGCCCUAAGUCAUUGUUUAUGGUAACAUUAGACUAUGUAUCAAAGAAUGCAGAAAGCAUCCAAUGUUUAAUAGGUUUUCCCGAUAUUGUUGGGCAGAAAAUAUUUGAGCGAUAUAUAUCAUUGAAUGAAUUCAUUUGCUGUUCUGCUAGAGACCACAUAAAGGUCAUAAGAACUUUUAAAAUUGCCUAUGAAAAUCUCCUUUUAGAAUCUUUAAAUUUAAACUCAAAUCUGCUUGUAAUAAACGAAUAUUUAGAUCAUAUUUUAGAGCUAACACAUUUUAUAACUGAAUUAUGUGUUUGUGACUGUUAUUUAGGCAAUAAUCAUGAACUAAUAGAACAUAUUUCUAAUUUGCAUAGAUUUUGCCGUAGAAAUUCUGCAUUAGAGCUGAAAAAAUUGUGUUUGAAAAAUAAUUCCUUAAAAGAUGGAGCUAUUCGUAAAAUUACACUUCCACUGAGGAUGUUUAAUAAAGGCCCUACACAACUUGAAUAUUUGAACUUAGCAGGUAAUAAAAUAACAGAUGAUAUUGUACCUUGGUUAUCGGCAUUCAAGGCUUUGCAGUUUUUAAAUGUCACAGAUUCAGAUAUCACUAAUAAAGGUGCUGAUAUUAUUAAAAGGAAAUACUGUAUGGAACUUUAUUCAUCAGACUGCGAUACAACUGUAAUUGUAACCAAAGGUUGGGCUUCAGAUCUUAUUAAAAAAUGGAUUGAUAUCUGCACAUCUAGAAGAAAAAAUAAAAGGAUAAAAAUUCAAAAUUCAUUUUAUUCAAAGAAAAGAAGCAAUGAGGCUGAAAAAGCACUUUCUUAUAAUAAAGUAAAGACUAUUUCCAAGAUAAUGAUCUUCAAAAGAGUGCCAUACAAAGAAUCGUGUGUGAAUCCUUUGGCACCAAAAGUAACCACUCUCUUCCAGACACCUGAUUAUUAUAAAGAAGCUAUCAAAAAAGAAAUAUUUUCUCAAUAUUUAUUUAAUGGUCCAAAAUAAUUUCUGAUACAUGAACAUUAGUUUUCUCAUUAUAUUUUUAUCUUUUACAUAUUUUGACUGAAAAUAAACUAAUAAAAUUUAUACACAUUCCAUACUGUAUGCAUUAGCUUUU